Molecule: messenger RNA, 974 nt
Organism: Aaosphaeria arxii CBS 175.79
Lineage: Eukaryota; Fungi; Ascomycota; Dothideomycetes; Pleosporales
Product: 60S ribosomal protein L13
Exons: 4
Coding region: 39-686 (215 amino acids)
Biological process (GO): translation
Cellular component (GO): cytosolic large ribosomal subunit; ribosome
Molecular function (GO): RNA binding; structural constituent of ribosome
Source: RefSeq, a predicted model, not a curated record
CUAACCACCAGCGUCCGCCAUCCCGACAAACCGCAGCAAUGGCGAUCAAGCACAACCAGCAGAUUCAGAAGAAUCACUUCCACAAGGACUGGCAACGCCGUGUCAGGGUUCACUUUGAUCAACCCGGACGCAAGCAGCGCAGACGCAAUGCCCGUGUCGCCAAAGCCGCUCAGGUUGCUCCUCGCCCGGUAGACAGGCUCCGACCCGUCGUUCGCUGCCCUACCAUCAAGUACAACCGCCGUGUCCGCCCCGGCCGUGGCUUCACUCUUGCUGAGUUGAAGGAGGCUGGUAUCCCCCGCAAGCUUGCGCCCACCAUCGGCAUCUCCGUCGACCCUCGCCGCCAAAACAUCUCCGAGGAGAGCCUCAAGGCCAACGUCGAGCGCCUCCAGGAGUUCAGGAAGCGUCUCAUUCUCUUCCCCCGCCGCAACGGCAAGACUAAGCAGGGUGACGCCUCUGCUGAGGACGUUAAGGCCGCCAAGAAGGGCGAGAACAACGCCAAGUCCGUCGCCGACGUCCUUGCCAUCAAGAACGACAUCACCUUCGAGGAGGGCCCCAUCGGCAACUACAAGGGCGAGGAGGCUGCUUUCAGGAAGCUCCGUGACGUCCGCUCCGAGGCCCGCCAGCUCGGUGCCCGCAACAAGCGUGCUGCUGCUAAGGCUGACGAGGAGGCUGCUAAGAAGAAAUAAACGUAGUCUUUUCGAAAAGGUGUCACGAUUUGAUGGAACGGGAUACCCUAUCGUGGGUUCAAAAAACGGUGGUCAUGAUUCAGCAAAGGAUAUUCCCUGCAUGGGCGGCGUAUUGGUUAGGUCCUGCUAUCAAGUAGCAGUUUGUGAAAUGACAUCAACUACACACAAUGAAUCUACCGUUUGCCGCCAUUAUGACAUUACGUCAAAUGUGAGAACAGUUUUGUACCAUGAAUUUGCCCAGUUACGUGACUUAAUGCGUUCCGUGUGCAAAAUGAUUUUCCAAUCUUA